Penicillium paradoxum is the source of this 636-nucleotide messenger RNA. Its product is annotated as YbhB/YbcL family Raf kinase inhibitor-like protein. The record is from RefSeq and is a predicted model, not a curated record. Bases 1 to 636 code for a protein of 211 amino acids. The transcript has a single exon. NCBI's taxonomy places the organism in Eukaryota, Fungi, Ascomycota, Eurotiomycetes, Eurotiales, Aspergillaceae.
AUGGCAAUUCUGCAUUAUCUUGAAUUCAUCCUCGGGAGGCUCUUGUACCCCAUUCGUGGCCAUGAUUCGCGUCAAAUCAUCCACUGCCCUGCCUUCAACAAUCUCCCUGAGCCGAACAUGAGACUUGACGCACCCGAUGUUGGCCCUUCGGGCUCUAAGUUACCUAUCUAUUGUACCUGUAAGGCCGACGAUGGAAAAGGCACUCUUCCUGAGCUGCGCUGGACCGCGCCGAACUGUCGUGAGCAAGCCGAGGAGUACGUACUUCUCUGCGAGGACCUCGAUCCGCCAAUUCCAUUUAUGGUCUUCCACCACGGUCUUAUCUGGGACAUUCCUGCAUUCGUCACCAAGGCGCAAAACGCUGAUAUCCAGCCCGAAGAACAUGCCAAGAUCUCUCGCUUGACCGUCGCCGGGUGGCGCUUUGUUCCAAACUUACUCAAAUUACCGUAUGUCGGUGCUGGUGCACCCCUCGGUCACGGAAUUCAUCGCUAUGUGUUCACAAUCAUAGCGCUUAAUGAGUCCCUGAAGUUCAAUGCCCCCGAGAAAGCAACGAAGAAAGAGAUCAAGCGUGCUAUGAACGGCAAAGUCAUCGGCUGGGGUCAGUGGACUGGGACUUUCGAGAAGCCUUGGCCCGUCUAG